AUGAGCAGCACAGUUCUGCCGACCAGCGCCACUAAAUUAUCCUCAACUCCUCUUCCACGAUCUCCUUUGACUCCCCCGCCUUCCGAGCAAGGUUUUAAGACGCAAGACUUGAAGACGCAGGACUCGAGCACGCGGAAAUCGAGAAUGCAGAAACAGGGGAAGUGGAAGGGGAAGCGUCAAUCAAGGACUGGACUGAAAGCUAUUAUCAAACAAGUCGAGAAGCGCAAGAUUGGCUGUGGAUUCUUCGCUGUCCCGUGGCUGCGCUUCAAGCUGUCCCCAACCGAGUUCGAGCGCUUUGAACAACACUAUCAAAAAGACGGAUUCGUCCAGGACAAGCUUCGACAUAUCAAAGCAAAGUAUCCGGGAGUGGUCAUUGAGGUAUCUCAUCCACAGAAGAGGCGGGAUUUGCCACGUCUUGCUGAUGAUUACAUCCUCGGAUCAGAUGCCGAGAUCCGCGUCGUUGUGGGGUUAGACCUCGACUAUAGAGGCAAGAUGGCUACUGUGUCCAUAUGGCGACCGCGAAUUCAAGUCAAUGCCGCUGGGGAGGAAGAAUUGGUUGCGCACAAAAUACGUAUUGACAUCUCUCAGGAGUUUCGCAGCGAAGAUGGUAACCAAAUCGGCGACCCACAAGCUGGCCUGCGCCUCUGUCUUGAAGACUUUGCACCGAAGGCGUACGCCGACGGAAACGCAUCCUUGGAUGAUGAGAUAUUCAUCUCUGCACAUGACCUCUUCACGUACCUCAAGGACGCAGAGGAGCUCGAUCUGGUAGGCAGAGCAAGCUCAAUGUACAAAGCUAUCAACCCUAGGACUCGGAAGCGAGCUCGAGAAAGCACGCCUCCCGAGGAGCUGGUUCAUGAUGAUGAGGAGCGGUUCACAGAGGAGGAGAAGAGAGUCGAGGAACAGGAGAGCCGCGGCGAUUCGUCCUAUCAUGGCGACAGCAGACCCCAGCCACAACGCAAGCAGCCCAGAAGACGGAGCCGUCGAUCCUAG
Messenger RNA from Rhinocladiella mackenziei CBS 650.93, 990 nucleotides. RefSeq lists its product as uncharacterized. The record is from RefSeq and is a predicted model, not a curated record. Bases 1 to 990 code for a protein of 329 amino acids. Lineage: Eukaryota; Fungi; Ascomycota; Eurotiomycetes; Chaetothyriales; Herpotrichiellaceae. The transcript is spliced from 3 exons.